This is a messenger RNA of Penicillium cataractarum, 408 nucleotides long. RefSeq lists its product as uncharacterized. The coding region runs from base 1 to 408 and encodes 135 amino acids. The transcript has a single exon. The record is from RefSeq and is a predicted model, not a curated record. Lineage: Eukaryota; Fungi; Ascomycota; Eurotiomycetes; Eurotiales; Aspergillaceae.
AUGGCAUCCUCUCUACCUGAACACCUAUUCCUCGACUUUCGCAUCUCCGACGUCGUCGACAAGACCAUCAGAAUCCCAAGAGCUGAGCCCUGGGCAUCCCACUAUUGCACGGCUAUCUCGGAAAAGCGCUAUGGCGACGCAAUAUUCGCACGAUACCAUAUGGAUGGACAAAUCAAAGACGGCAUCCGGACGGAUCUUCGCGAUGACGGUAAUGGAUCGAUCAUAUCGCACGAAACCACCGUGUUCGAUUUGAUUAUGGAGGAUGCUCUCGGGUAUGCUGAAGGAUGCCCUGACCUUUAUCGGGAUGCUUUGCUUUUCUACACCGAGACAAGUCCGAACGAUACUCGGCGAGAUAUAAUUGAUGGACUUUUGAAGAUAGGGUCGGAUCAAGGCUUGUACCAUGGUUGA